This is a messenger RNA of Lutra lutra (Eurasian river otter), 1312 nucleotides long. It is a transcript of the gene PFKFB1, whose product is annotated as 6-phosphofructo-2-kinase/fructose-2,6-biphosphatase 1. The record is from RefSeq and is a predicted model, not a curated record. The coding region runs from base 1 to 945 and encodes 314 amino acids. Gene Ontology annotation, biological process: fructose 2,6-bisphosphate metabolic process; fructose metabolic process. Gene Ontology annotation, molecular function: 6-phosphofructo-2-kinase activity; fructose-2,6-bisphosphate 2-phosphatase activity; ATP binding. Gene Ontology annotation, cellular component: 6-phosphofructo-2-kinase/fructose-2,6-biphosphatase complex; cytosol. Lineage: Eukaryota; Metazoa; Chordata; Mammalia; Carnivora; Mustelidae. The transcript has a single exon.
AUGGUGAUCAUGGUGGGUUUACCAGCUCGAGGAAAGACCUAUAUCUCCACGAAGCUCACAAGAUAUCUCAACUGGAUAGGAACACCAACUAAAGUGUUUAAUUUAGGCCAGUACCGACGAGAGGCAGUGAGCUACAAGAACUACGAAUUUUUUCUUCCAGACAACAUGGAGGCCUUACAUAUCAGGAAGCAGUGUGCCCUGGCAGCCCUGAAGGAUGUCCAUGACUAUCUCAGCCAUGAGGAAGGUCAUGUUGCAGUUUUUGAUGCCACCAACACAACCAGAGAACGACGGUCACUAAUUCUGCAGUUUGCUAAAGAACAUGGUUACAAGGUCUUUUUCAUUGAGUCCAUCUGUAAUGACCCUGGCAUCAUUGCAGAAAACAUCAGGCAAGUAAAACUUGGCAGCCCUGAUUACAUAGACUGUGACCGGGAAAAGGUUCUGGAAGACUUUCUAAAGAGACUUGAAUGCUAUGAGGUCAACUACCAACCCUUGGAUGAUGAACUGGACAGCCACCUAUCCUACAUCAAGAUCUUCGAUGUGGGCACAAGAUACAUGGUGAACCGAGUACAGGACCACAUCCAGAGCCGCACAGUCUACUAUCUCAUGAACAUCCACGUCACACCCCGAUCCAUCUACCUAUGCCGUCACGGAGAGAGUGAACUCAACCUCAGAGGCCGCAUCGGAGGUGACUCUGGCCUCUCAGCUCGGGGCAAGCAGGGUGUCUGUGAGGAGAUGACCUAUGAAGAAAUCCAGGAACACUACCCUGAAGAAUUUGCACUACGGGACCAAGAUAAAUAUCGCUACCGCUAUCCCAAGGGAGAGUCCUAUGAGGAUCUGGUUCAGCGUCUGGAGCCAGUUAUAAUGGAGUUAGAACGGCAGGAAAAUGUACUGGUGAUCUGUCAUCAGGCUGUCAUGCGGUGCCUCCUGGCCUACUUCCUGGAUUAGAGUUCAGAUGAGCUGCCAUAUCUCAAGUGUCCUUUGCACACAGUGCUUAAACUCACACCUGUGGCUUAUGGCUGCGAAGUGGAGUCCAUCUACCUGAACGUGGAAGCCGUAAACACACAUCGGGAGAAACCUGAGAAUGUGGACAUCACCCGAGAACCUGAGGAAGCUCUGGACACUGUCCCUGCCCACUACUGAGCCUUUUCCAAGAAGUCAAAGUGCCUUAGCUCUAUCUCCCAUCUUUAAGAGCUGCUAUCCUUGCACAUCUCUUACCUUAAGACCCUGGACUUGGCCUACAGGUCUUGAUUUCUAGCUACAACCAAGGAGCUGUGUAGUUCUGAAUAAAACUUUUCCUUUCUUAAUUACCAAA